This is a messenger RNA of Microdochium trichocladiopsis, 3456 nucleotides long. RefSeq lists its product as uncharacterized. The transcript has 3 exons. Bases 1 to 3456 code for a protein of 1151 amino acids. The record is from RefSeq and is a predicted model, not a curated record. NCBI's taxonomy places the organism in Eukaryota, Fungi, Ascomycota, Sordariomycetes, Xylariales, Microdochiaceae.
AUGGCCGGCAUCAAGGCGAAUCUCAUGAGGAACAACCUGUGGCAGAGCAUACUCAAGAACUCGUUGGCCACCACAAUCACCCUCAUUAUCGGCAUCAUCCCAGCGAUUGUGGCUGUUUAUGGCCAUCUCACAUAUCUGGGCGCCAUGGUGUCGGUCUUCGCCCCGCCGGGACAGAGGUUUGGACAAAUGGCUGAAGCUCUCAUACUUGUCCUGGUGGGCGCCAUGUCUGGGGUCGCUUGGGGCAUGCUGGGCCUCUUCUUGUCGGAACUGGUGCUCGAAAGCAACAUAUCGGCCGCGUAUGGCAUACGAGCAGUCUUCUUCGCCCUCGCGGUGCUGGGACACGGGAUCCUCCGGGCGUCCACUCCCCGACUUUUCCUGGCCGUCUUCUGGCUGCUACUAAUGAGUCUUGUGAUUCUUACCAGCAGCUCAAUGGGCGUGUCCCUGGCGAUCCUGACCGAGCUGGCUUAUCCCAUCCUCACUGCCACAGCAGUGAUUGUCCUGGUCAACAUACUUAUCUACCCUUCUUUCUCAAAUGGUCUUCUAGGGCAUUCCACAAUCAAUAUGCUGCACGAGACCCUGAAAAGCUUGGCCGACGCGAACGAGUGGUUUUUUUCGAGUCUCGUUGGCCUAGACAGCAAGGAGAAACAGGUACAGGUUGUCAGCGAUCUGCGGACCAGGCUCGCAUUAUUAUCCGAACGCAAGACAAAACUCAAGGCCCAGCUGGCAGCUUCUCAAAAGCAACAAGCUGAGUGUAACUUCGAACUCGCUUACACAUUUCUACCGCCAAGGUCACUCAAACCAAUCAACGGCGCGCUGAUGACGCGCUUUGUCAAAGCCACGAUUGCUUUAAUCGGCGCGUGUGAAAGCAAGUACUCCAUGAUUGGAGAGCAGUAUAUGGAGAAUGACGACAGAAGUGAUGCGCCAUCCGAAGCAAUAUCUGAUGACGACUCCGACUCAGAUGCAGACUCGGAGACAUCGUCCUCCGAUAUCGAUAUCGAUAGCGACAGCUCGGAUGAUGAGAAAAGUGUGAAACAAGGUGUCCGGAAGUCCAAGCAUGUUCGGAAAAUCGAGUUGGUCAGGCCAGUGCGAGAGGUCGAAGGCGGUGACAUCACCCUGCUUGAGCACCUGAUAUUCCAGGUUCGGGCGCCGAUUCUGGCUCUGCAGGCCGAGAUGGAACAGGCCGUGCAAGUGGUAACAUCAGUGCUGGCUUUCUGCUUUGAUGUCUCAACGCUUCCACCAAGUCAUGUCAAACCUUAUGGGAUCAUUGCAGCGGAACUCGACGUGCGGACGGAAAUAUUUGUGCGUGCACUGGCACAAUUCGACCAAGAGUCUGCUACAGCACUCAGUCAAGCAGCAACCACGGUGUACAAGAAAGAAUACAAGGGGGAUGUCAUGCCGAGAAUGGAAACACAUCUGGUUUCCUCGCUUCUGAUCAAUCAGCGGCAAGCCGGUUCUCAGCUGCUCAGUAUCUUGCAACACGGCAGAGCCCUAGUUGAUGCUAGAACCGCAUGCCACAACCGUAGGCGGUUCUACUUACCAAGAAUAAGUUGGAGAAAAUGGCUACGAACGGGCGGCGAGAGAGAUGUGAAUGUCCUCCCUGAGAAUGCCAGAAAGGAGGCCAGAGCUGGACAUGGAGUCCUUGAAGACAGGCGGAAUUCCGUCGGUGAAGAUGGACACUCGCAAUCCAGCAACGAAGACCUCUUGGAUUCGCACGAGGACGAAGAGGCAUGCAACAUACGGCCAGUACCCACAGUCUCGACGGAAGUCGGCACGAUUCCCAGGCGCAAAGGGCCACAGAAAGCCGAUUCCAGCACCAUCCCGUGGCUUCGCGGCAUUGCCGCUGAUGUCAUCGAGUUUAUUGCGGAUUCCGAUUCUUUGUCCUUUGCUCUCAAAUUGAGCGUUGCAGCUUUUUCCGUCACUUGGCCGGCUUUCGUGCCGUCAUUGAAUGCCUGGUACUCAUCUGUCCGAGGAAGCUGGGCCACGUUGCAGCUGAUUCUGGUCUUCGAGGUUUCGGUAGGCACUUCAUUCCAGGGCUUUUUUCUGCGCGCUGUUGGCACUAUAGUUGGUUGUACCAUUGGCUAUCUGGCAUACUGCAUAGGCGGUGGCAACGAGGUAGUUGCGAUUGUCGUGCUCGUCAUCGGACUCGUCCCAUCGUCGUAUGUACAGGUUGCAACGCCGUAUGUCAAGACUGGAGUCAUCUCCAUCACAAGUCUGGCUGUCAUUUGCUUAUCCAUUAUCGCCGGAGGCUUUUCAGACCCACCCUGGGAGAUAUACGUCAAAAGGAUGGCAUGUUUUCUGGUCGGCGGCACUGCUGCACUGUUCGUGGAGCUCUUUUUAUUCCCAGCACGAGCUCGCGAUCGUCUAGUGGAGUCUCUUGCGUCCUGCAUCCAGCAAAUAUCGCAGAUGGAGAACUCUAUCGCCGUGGGAAUCGACUCUCCCAUUAAUAUCGACGUGCGAAACCAUGCGCAUAAUACCAAUUUCUCCGAUGCAAAGGGCAAGGCUGAUCAGGCGCUCGCGGCUGCCCGGACGUUUCUGCCGUUCUGUUUGACUGAGCCACGGCUCAAAGGCAGCUUUACGGGACAAACGAUCAUAUAUGGCGAGAUGAUCUAUGUUCUGUCGCAGAUCAUAGACCGCAUGGACAAUAUGCUCUCCCUACGUCAAGCGUUUGGCAGCGGCGUCCUGGAAGAGCUGAACAAAGACGUGGCCUCUUAUCGGCGGAAUGUGGCCGGGAGCAUUAGUAUCGCUCUAUUCGCUGUACACGAGGCGCUCACCACCAGACUUCCACUUCCGCAAUUCCUGCCUUCCAGCAGGAACGCGCAGCUUCGAUACAUUAGUCGUGUCAGAGAGCUCCUCCUACAGCGUUCUUCCGAAGGCCUGGAGAGCAAGAACCCCACUCGCCGCGGAUCUUUGGUAAUGCCAACGCAGGCUCUGAAGUCAGCUACCAAGCAGAACUUCAUCUCCUGGAACGCUGCAUCCGCCGGAAUGAUGGAAAUCAUCGAGUAUGUGGAAGAACUCAUUGAUCUGGCAAAGCUGCUCGUGGGGGUCAACGCCUUCCGAAGCGGCAUGCUAGAGCGCCCAAACUUUCACGAUUACAUUGCGAAGGGCGAUGCAACAAAGGGCGUCAAUAUCAGUGGUGUGCCGUCCAUGUCGGAGAUAUCUUUGCGAAUGAGCAGGACGCAUUCUGGUGGGCUUCACAAACGUCGAAGCUGGGCCAGCAAAGUGCGACCCGAACCAGAAUCUCGCGGGAAGACUCGGUCGAGAGGGUUCUCGCUGGGUUCGUACGGUGGACAUGGUGCGGCAGAUGGGCCAUAUCCUGACGACGAGGAACUUGACCUGCCGAUGAGUCUUCAGAGAGUCAAGACGAAGCGUAUGGAAGGACUAGAGCGGCUGAGAUCAGCUGGGACGCACGACCCCAAGGGCAAAGGCUUGAGGAGUACCAGAACGUGGGCAGCUUGA